Molecule: messenger RNA, 1542 nt
Organism: Blastocystis hominis
Lineage: Eukaryota; Bigyra; Opalinata; Blastocystidae
Product: Mdm38
Exons: 10
Coding region: 1-1542 (513 amino acids)
Biological process (GO): intracellular monoatomic cation homeostasis
Cellular component (GO): mitochondrial inner membrane
Molecular function (GO): ribosome binding
Source: RefSeq, a predicted model, not a curated record
AUGGCGACCCGGUAUUCAUAUAACAAAACGAUUCCACAGACGAUUUACUCUCCAGAAAACGUGGUUUUCACAUAUUCAAGUGAAAAGAACCCGGAAAUACGCAAUCCACGACGAACGAAGCUGGGAUUAGCUUCAGGAAAGGCACUUCCGUCAUGCGACUUUGUCUACCGUCAUAUUCAUUACGACGAGGACAAGAACAUUCUGGAAGACUACCAAACGCCCUUCGAUAAGCCGUUCUACGAUCUGAUUCGAGAUGAUCUGUGGGUGUGUGAUCCUUUGUCUCUCACUGAUGAACAAAUUCCCGAUUCGCUAAAUCUGUUUCCUAACGGAAAGCAUCCUCUGGACUUCAUCGCUCCUGGAGGUAAGCUGAUGCGUUUCAGCGAGUCCCUUUAUCACGGCGUUGUCAACACGACCAAGAUCACAGCGAAUAUCGUCACAAACCCCACCGAAGCGCGUCGUCUUCUCUCCUCUUCGCUUUCCAGCCUCAAAUCAGGAGCUGGACACAUUUGGACGGGCGUGAAGCUCUACGGCUACGAAGUGAACACGGGAAGCCGAUUAUUCUGGAAACUGAUCAAAGGCGGCCAGCUUUCCUACCGUGAAAAGAAACAACUGAGCCGCGCCGUUAACGACACGAGCCGUCUUAUUCCGUUCACCAUCUUCGCCAUCAUCCCAUUCAGCGAGUUAACGCUUCCAUUCGUUUUAAAAAAAUUCCCGAACUUCUUGCCCUCGACCUUCACCUCGGAGGCCAAAAAAGACGACAUUCGUCGAAACAUUCUCGAAGCGCGCCUCGGCCUCGCCCGCGAAUACUACGACCAAAUGAAAGCCACCGCGAAGAAGCAUCGCCGCGACGACCUGGGCAACGGCGACUGCGCGAGCGAGCUGCUUCAGCGCAUCCGCGAAGUUUCGUACGGGCAGAUCGACGACGUGGACGACGUGAUCUCGGUGUGCAAGCUGUUCCGCGACGACAUCAUCGUCUCCGUGGCGAAGUAUCUGAGCGUGUUCACGCUGGGCGGCGACGAAAUGGCGCGCGUGGCGCUGCGGACGCGACUGCGAUCCAUCGUCCAGGAAGACCGACUGCUGUACUUCGAGGUAGCGUUGUGGGGCGUCGAGCUGGAGCAAUGCUGCGAGCUGCGAGGCUUGACGAGCGAUGGACUGCUCAAGGCUGAUUACCUCGAUCUCAUGAACACGUGGCUGCAACUCGCGGUGGUGAAGCGCGUGCCGACGACGUUGCUGGUGAUGGCGAAUAUGCUGUCGAUGCUCGCGAAGGAAGACACGAUUGAGUCCAUGUUGCCAUCGGCCGUGUCGAUGUUGUCGGAGGAUGUGAUUAAGGAGACGAUUAUAUCGCUGGCGCCGGUGAAUGACCCGACGGCGAUGAAGAUGCGGUACGAGAGAGCGGUGAAGGCGGAUGAGGAGAUUAAGGAAGAAAACAUGGUCAAGGAGGAGUUUACUGUGAAUAAUAAGAUAACGAUGUUUAAUCCGGUGGUGAAAGAGAAGAAGAAGCGGACAGCGAAGAGCAAGUCUGCCAAAAUUGAGUUUUAUUGA